This is a messenger RNA of Oncorhynchus tshawytscha (Chinook salmon), 3306 nucleotides long. Its product is annotated as serine/threonine-protein kinase WNK1. Gene Ontology annotation, biological process: intracellular signal transduction; protein phosphorylation; negative regulation of sodium ion transport. Gene Ontology annotation, molecular function: chloride channel inhibitor activity; protein serine/threonine kinase activity; potassium channel inhibitor activity. Gene Ontology annotation, cellular component: cytosol; cytoplasm. The record is from RefSeq and is a predicted model, not a curated record. Lineage: Eukaryota; Metazoa; Chordata; Actinopteri; Salmoniformes; Salmonidae.
ACCCCCCUGCAGGCCUCUCUCCCCCCCACCUCCCAGCCCAUGGUCUCUCAGCCCCAGCAGCAGCAGGCAGGCAGCACCGUGGUACAGAGCCCCUCUCAGACCCAGCUACCCCCUGGACCACAGCCCACACAGCCCUCCCAGACGGCUCCUCAGCCUUUGUCAUUGGACCAGUCACAGUUACAACCUCCACAAGUGCCCUCGUCCAUGGAGAGCGGUCACUCUGACGUGGCGUCCGGCCUGAGCGAUGGAAAUGAUGGAGGCAGACAGGAGGGGCGCUCCAUCAAGCGACACCAGCGGCGCUCUGUACGGAGUCGUUCUCGUACCGACAAGAUUGGCAAAGCAAAGUUGAAUGUACUAAAUAUAUCCAACAUGGGCGACAGGGUAGCUGAGUGCCAGUUGGAAACGCACAACAGAAAGAUGGUGACUUUUAAGUUUGAUCUGGACGGAGAUAACCCAGAGGAAAUAGCACAGAUUAUGGUCACCAGUCUGUUUAUACUGGAGAGCGAGAGGGAGUCGUUCAUCGAGCAGGUCCGUGAGGUCAUCGAGAUGGCUGACGAGAAGGGUCUGGAGAAAGAUGGAAACACCCAGAUUGUUUCCCAGAUAGUUAGUGACCUCCAGCAGCAACAGAUCCCUGCUAUAUCUGAACCGUUGCCAGGUAUCCCUUCCUGUGCAGCCCAGGUGGUCCACUCUGCAGGCAGGAGGUUUAUAGUCAGCCCCGUGCCUGAGUCCAGACUCAAGGACCAGUUCUUUGCUGACUCAGCGGCUGCAGGCUCUGCCCUGCUGAGACAAGAUUCACAGUACUUUCACGCCGCCCGUGCUGUAGCUGCAGGUCAGGGUCUGUCCCAGUCGGCCUCCGCGGUCAGCCUGCAGCAGGCCUUCUCAGAGAUGAGACAGAACCAGGGCCAGUACGACCCAGGGCCCAGCACCGCUCCUCCCUCCAUCCACAUAGCCUCCCUGCCUGUCCUGGUCCCUGCUGCAGCCACCACCACCACCAUCCCAGUCUUCUCCACUGCUCCUAUAGCCUCUGCUCCUCUCCCCCAUGCUCAGGUUCCAUCUGAGGCCUCUGUGACCUCCCCUCCCCCCCCAGUCUCCAUCUCCCCUCCAGCCUCCACCUCCACCUCUCCACCUGCGCCCAUCCACCAGGCCACCACCCCCAUCCCCACCCAGCUCCAGUCUGUUGAUACCCAGCCUCUCCUUUCCCAGGCCCCUCUCACCCUGCCGGUGACCCAACCCGUGGUCUCCUCCGUACCUAGUGUUACAGCCCCAAUCCCUGCCCCAGCCACCUCUGUGUCCCCCCCAGUCCCUGCUGUCCUCCCCACCCUCCCCAACACAACUACCCUGUCCACCUCAGCCUCCUUCCCCCAGACCUCUGGCUCCAUCCCUGGUGGUCCCACCACCUCCAUACCCACUACAGUCCUUUGUCAUUCUGCCACGGCCCCCCUGGUCAGCAGCUGUAGCAGUGAUAGUGGAGGAAGCUCAGAGCAGCUCCCUGUCCCUUCCACUGCUGUCCCCCAGCUCACCACUACCGUAGUCCCCACCACGGCUAUCCAAGGCCCCCUGCUAGCCCCUCCAUUGCUAACCCCAGUGCAGAGCUCCCUUCUUCCUCCUCGCGUAGCCUCUCUAGCCCCAGGGGCCACGGUCCCUACCUUACAGCCAGUCACCACCACCAUCCCCGUGGUCCAGCCCACCCUGGUGCACACCCAGCCCCAGCCUGCUACAAUGCCCAACCAGACCCAUGCCCAGUGUGGAGAGUGUGAGGUGGCCCUGGGCAUCGAUGACAUCCACGCCCUGGAUAAGAAGCUUCGCUCCCUCUUCAUGGACCUGGGUGGCGGUGGAACCACCCAAGCCGAUGGCUCUGUCGACCCAGCUGGAGGCACUGGUGUCCCGGGAACCUCUUCCCCAACCGGCCACUCAUCCACCCCCAGCUCCACAGGCACCCCCCUGCCCCCCUCCAGCCUCCCCCUGGCCUCCUCAGGACCAGGGCAUGUCUCUGGGACCCCCCUCACCACCCCGGGACAGGCUGGGACCCCUUCCACCUACACCCAGACUACCCCGGCCAAAGCACCUCUGUCGAGGUUACCGAUUUUUAUGACACCUCUGUGUAAGGUGUUGCCUGUGGGAUCAGAUCAGGCUCAGGCUGGCCCCCCUCCUCCCUCAGACCACAUGGCACCCUUCCCAGGACCCUGUCUAACUCAGUCCCAGCAGCCUCUGGAAGACCUGGAUGCCCAGCUGAGGAGGGCCCUGAGCCCAGAGACGGUCUCUGUCAGCUGUGUCACCACACAGUCCUCCCUCACUGGGAUGCCUGCAGGUGGCCAGCCAGUGCCUUUCUCUCUGGAAGGGGAACCAAUCAUGUCGCCUAUUGCUGGAGGAUUCCAAAUGGGACGAUUCCAGGUCUCUGUGGCUGCAGACCAGCGUCCCCACAAAAUCGAGGGAGGGAGCCCCACAAAAUCCUCCUCCACCUCCUCUUCCUCCUCCUCUUUCUCCAGCCCGGAGAACACACUGCACAAUGUCUCCUCCCCUCUCCACGGAGGUAAGACUGGUGGGGGAGAUGUUGUGGACGGCCUGCCCUCCCUCCCCCACCGGACCUCCUCCCCUCAGCCCACCACCAUUGGCCGCUUCCAGGUCACCACCAACGCACCGGAUGCCAGGGUGGGCCGCUUCUCAGUGAGCCGAGCCCAGGAUGAGGCAGCCGAGGCUGGGUUGGAGCAAACACCCGCUUCCCAGGCUAACGGGCCUAGUAUUGAUCCUGGCUCGGCCACCAUGCUCCUCAGCCCAGAGGACAAACAGAGCUCCCUGCCCAGCCUCAACAACUCCUACAUGAGCUCUGAUAACGACUCUGAGUUUGAGGACGAGGACUUGAAGAGGGAGGUCAACCGGUUACGGGAAAAGCACAUGAAGGAGAUCCAGGCCCUGCACACCAAGCAGAAGGAUGAGAUUGACUCCCUGUUCGCCAGGCUGGGCAAGGUGCCUCCAGCCGUGGUGGUCCCUCCAGCUGUAGCCCUGGCCGGUCGCAGGAGACGACCCACCAAAAGCAAGAGCAGCAAGUCCAGCCGCUGCAGCUCCUCCCAGGGCAGCAAGAGCCCUCUGCAACCAGGCAGCACUUUAUCUGCACAGAGCGCCCCCUCAGUGUACCCACCCUACCAGGCUCUCCUCCUGGCCCCUGGGGCCUCCCGACCCCAGCCUCCACCCUGCCUCUGGGAGCCGACCCGGCCCCUCAAGCAUCUCGGCCCUCCAGUGAAAACCUGUGCUCUGCCUACACCAGCGAAGCUACGCUGUCCGUGCCCAGUCUCUGUGCCCCCACCCAAG